UCGAGGGGCAAAGGUGGAAUUUACUCGCUAAAUCGGGUGUGGCUCACCCUGUUGAGUAAUUCAAUCGCUAUUGUUCACUAAGCCUGCACUCCCAACGGCGUCGCACCUCGCAUUCCGGCCUCCCCCAGAACCCUAACUGCUGCUCCCUAAAACCUCAAGCUCCGCCGCCGACACCGCUCAUGACGGCGAUCACCCACCGCCUCAUCCAUCUCCGCCCUGUUCUCCGCCCCCACCCAUAUUCCCUCCACCACUUUUCCUCAUCCUCCGAUUCCGGACCCCCCUCCUACGUUCCCCAACCCGAAUCUGAAUCCGAAUCCCGACCCAAGCCCUCAUUCUCCUCAUACUUCAGCGACGUAAAAUCCACUCUCCAAAGAGAGCCUACGCAGCAGAACCGUCCCCAACUUUUCCGCAAGCCCGUCGCAUCUUCCAGCAAUGCGCCGCCUCCUAAACUCGCUUCUUUAGAAGAAAUCCGCCGAAACCUUUCCGAGUUCCGCAGCCGGUCUGCCCCACCACCUCCCUCGUCCGCCUCUGGUCAAUACAUCUCACUUCAAGAGCUCUACAAAAGAAAUGUCAUUGCCAAGAACGAUGAUUCUGCCGCAUCCUCGGAUUCCCCAGCGGCAAAAUCACCCUCGGGCCCCUCGUAUGAUGCCAUACGCGAGAGCCUUCGUCAGCUGCGGGCCAACUCCGCUCUUGCUAAAAAUCAAAGUGAUUCUCGUGGGAAAACCACUGACCCAUUGUCACUUGCUAGAUUUAAGGAGAGUUUGAAGCUGAAACCUGACCAAAAUGGGAACCUUGAAUCCCCGAUGAUCAUUGGCGGAACUAGUGGUUUACCCUCUUUUUUUGGGAAGGAGAAGGAAGGCAGUGAGGAUGAUAAUGUGAGCAGCACGGCAGCAAAGAGGACUGGGUUUGUGAAGAUGUACGAUUAUUCAGAGUUGGGGACGAAGCUGAAGAUGUUAAGGCCAGAAAAGAAGAAAGGGAAAUGGUUUUCGUUGAAUGAAUUAAAUGAGAGGCUUGCAAAACUGAGGGAGAUAGAAGAGAAGGAGGGUCAGGUGACGAUCGGAGGCAUCUCAUUUAAGGACUUGAGGGAUACUCUAGUAUCGUUGAGUCUGGCGGAUGAGGAUAAGAAGAAGAAAAAGAUGCAGAGACUUGAUGUGUUGGGCCAGUUAGGUGGAACCCCAAGCUUUAUGUUGUCAGCACCAAAGGACGAAUUAGUUGAGAAGUAUUUUCAUCCUGACAAUAUGUCAUCUGCUGAGAAACUAAAGUUGGAGCUUCAAAAAGUUAGAGAUGAAUUUAAAAUGUCGGAGUCAGAUUGUGGUUCUGCUCGCGUCCAAGUCGCUCAGCUGACCACGAAGAUUAAGCAUCUGUCAACUGCUCUACACAAAAAGGACAAGCAUUCUCGGCGGGGCCUCCAAGCAAUGGUUCAGAGAAGAAAGAAGCUACUAAAAUAUUUGCGACGAACUGACUGGGAUUCUUACUGCCUCGUUCUCUCAAAGCUCGGUCUUCGUGACAACCCUGAUAUUAAAGCUUAGACAAUCGGCUUUAUGUUCCGUUAGAAAUAGAAUCUUUGUUGUACUUAAACCUCUCUAGUGAAUUUGAGUUCUUCCAAAGUUCCACUCUUCAUGGGAAUGACACAGUUUUGUUUAUCGAAUAUGAGCUUUUCCAUCCAAAUCACGUGAAAACACAGGGAAAAUAUGGGAUUUGUAGCUCCAGAACUUUUAUAUUUCUAGGCAGGCAAUAAAUGUAAAUUUUAUUCGA
Messenger RNA from Sesamum indicum (sesame), 1755 nucleotides. Its product is annotated as S15/NS1, RNA-binding protein. Gene Ontology annotation, biological process: translation. Gene Ontology annotation, cellular component: ribosome. NCBI's taxonomy places the organism in Eukaryota, Viridiplantae, Streptophyta, Magnoliopsida, Lamiales, Pedaliaceae. The record is from RefSeq and is a predicted model, not a curated record. Gene Ontology annotation, molecular function: structural constituent of ribosome.